Molecule: messenger RNA, 450 nt
Organism: Pochonia chlamydosporia 170
Lineage: Eukaryota; Fungi; Ascomycota; Sordariomycetes; Hypocreales; Clavicipitaceae
Exons: 2
Coding region: 1-450 (149 amino acids)
Source: RefSeq, a predicted model, not a curated record
AUGUCUUCAUUCACUCAGCCGAUGCCAGUAGUUGCCUGCGGCAGAAUACCCGCGAUGGGGAAAUCAAUCUCCCAGCACGUGCUGCCUGAAUAUGAAGUCAUCCACUUCAUCCUGUCAUAUGAGGCUGCAGAGGCUGAGCUCCCGCAGCUGCUUGCAGGUCGCGAACCUCAGUCUCGGAGCCCCAAUGAGAUCGGAACCCACGAUUACAGCCGGCCUCCUCGCGCGGUAAUCUUCGGUCGCGGCUAUGAGCCUCAGCAGGUUGAAGAGCUUAAGAAGAAAUUCGCGGGUGUUGCUAAAGAACCUGUUGCUUGGGUGAGGGGGAACCCAGCGGAUUUGCCUGCUGGGGCCGCUGGGCCUGACUAUGCUCAGAAUAUCGCGGCGGAUAUGAAGAAGGUGCUUAAAAAAUGGAGGGACGGGGGAGGAAAAGAUGAAGAGAUUUUGGUGUACUAG